Messenger RNA from Gadus morhua (Atlantic cod), 3711 nucleotides. It is a transcript of the gene golim4a, whose product is annotated as golgi integral membrane protein 4a. NCBI's taxonomy places the organism in Eukaryota, Metazoa, Chordata, Actinopteri, Gadiformes, Gadidae. Bases 522 to 2681 code for a protein of 719 amino acids. Gene Ontology annotation, cellular component: Golgi membrane; Golgi apparatus. The record is from RefSeq and is a predicted model, not a curated record. The transcript has 16 exons.
GGACUUCCUUCGGGGUAGCAGUUGGCUGGCAGGCAGCUGCUUUGAGGUGACACGUAUCUCAAAUUAAAGGUGCUAUGGAGGCCGUGUCUGAGAGUGGGGACUUUACUUUUUGCUCGCCUUGAGACUUUACCGAAUAAUUGCACUGAUAGAGCAAACGUCGGAUUAAAGAAAACGACAUUGCAGGGAAGUUCGCUGCCCCUGAGCCCAAUGCGCGACUCAGCGGAAUAGGACUUUGACGUGCGUUGGCUGCUCAAGCGAACAUAUGAACAGCGACUCGCCAACGGUAACUUGUGCGGAAAUCGCGUGGAUGUGGCUCGCCGUGACAAUGUGUAACGUUACACAAUCCGAUUCCAGCGCCUCGGUGGGAUUUUCCUCUGUGCGAACAUGCUCCUAAUCCGAGGGUGACUUUCUUCUUCGCGUCACACGGAAAGUAAAAAAAAAAGUUGUGGGGAAGUUUUGCGCAGCGUAAACGGAGGGGGUUGUGUGGGGAAGCAGACCGCGGGGAGGGGUGCGGGCUGAACAUGGGGAACGGGGUGUGCUCCAGGAGACAGCGGAGGAUUUUCCAGUCUCUCCUGCUGAUCACCGUGGUGUUCGGGAUGAUCUACGGGGGCAUGAUGUCCUACGAGAUGCACAAGCAGCUCAAAAGAACCGAGGCGACGGCGCUCAAGUACCAACAACACCAGGAGUCGCUCUCGGCGCAGCUGCAAGUGGUGUACGAGCAUCGCUCCCGGUUGGAGAAGUCUCUGCAGAAGGAGCGGGUGGAACACAAGAAGGCAAAAGAAGAUUACCUGGUGUACAAGCUUGAAUCCCAGCAGUCACUGAACAAAGACAAGCAAGACGCCAACAGCAGAUUCAACUCUCUACAUGUGCAGCACCAGAUGCUUAAGAACCAGCACGAGGACCUGAAGAAGCAGUACUACGAGCUCCACGAGCAGCACCAGGCCCAGGGAGAGGACCAUGGCCGGGCCCUGGGGGAGCACCAGGAGCGCUUCCAGAAGCUGCAGCACACCAAAGAGACAGAGGUCGCCCAACUUAAAGAUAGCGCGUUCAACCUUAGAGAGGAGAACAGACAGUUAAGGAAAACACACCAGGAUGUUCACAUGCAGCUCCAAGACGCCAGGAUUAAGCAUCAGGACCUGAAGGCUCAACACGACCAGCUUGCACUGACACUAGAAGACCACAAGAGUGCGCUGGCUGCUGCUCAGAUGCAGGUGGAUCAGUACAAACAGCUGAGCCAGGUGCAACAAGACCACAACAUCGUGCCUGUUGCCGUGGCAGCAAAAGAGCAGGUGCAGGAAGCCCCGCCCCCGAAGGAUGAGGCCGUCGCUGAUGGAGUAGCCACAAAGUCCAAGGUGGAGCAGCAGGUGGCGGUCCUCCACCACGACCCCCAGCUCUCCCACCACACGCAGGCCCCCCCGGGGGGGAAGGGGGAACAGAAGGAGCAGCAGCAGGAGGAGGAGGAGCAGCAGGAGGAGGUGGUGGAGGACGGCGAGGGCGAGGCGGAGCGCAGGAGGGAGCUGGCGGAGGAGGAGAUGGCCCAGGCCGGCCAGCCCCAGCGGCUGGAGGAAGAGGACCCGGACCAGCCCCAGGAGGAGGACAUGGGGGGGGAGGAGCCGGACCACGAGCUGCCCGACGAGAACGCCCUGGACCGCCAGCGACGCCAGCCGCCAGGGGGUCCCCAGGCAGAGCUCCACCAGGAGGCCCAGCUCCACCAGGAGGCCCAGCUGCGCCAGGAGGCCCAGCUGCGCCAGGAGGAGCACGUGAAGUCUCCAUACGAGCAGCAGCAGGACCGGCAGCGUGAGGACGCUCAGAGGGCUCUGGCACACAGGCAGCUCCAGCAGGGCCAGGAGGCCAUGCAGGCCCAGAUGCAGAGGAACCAGAAGGAGAGGGAGCAGAGGUUGAAGGAGCAGCAGGAGCAGGAGGAGAGACAUCACAGAGACGCCGACAGACGGGAGAAGCUGCUGAGAGAGCAACAGAUCAGGCAAAAGAACGAGUACGAGAACAUGGGGAAUGACAUUGUCCACGUAGGAGAGGACCCUCGCCACGACGAUGAGGAUGCAGAGGGAGACGCGCAUACUAUGCACGAUGUCGAGGAGGAAGAGAAGGAAGGCGAUCAUAGAGUGCCCCCACACCACCAGGGGGCAGCGGAGGGUGAUCUGGACCCCGAGGAAGACCCGAACAACCAGGGAGAGGACGAGUUCGAGGAGGCGGAGGAUCAGCGGCCGCAGCACAGGGUGGUGCCCGCGGCGGAGACGGCGGCGGAGGGGGAGGAGGAGGAGGUGGUGGGGGAUGAGGAGCCAGUCGCUCCAGCCAAGCAUGCGGACCCCCAUGCCCGCCCUAAUCAACGGGCCGUGGGGGAGGAGUUGGGGAUUGCUGGAAACCCAGAUCAACAGGAAGAUAACUUGGAUGAUCAGUACCAGGAAGAAGGAGAGGAUGAGGUGCAGGAGGAUUUGGGGGGCCGCAGGAAGCGAGAGGAGGAGGUGGAGGCGGAAGGAGAGGAUCCCUACAAUGAGGAGAACCUGGAACAGGAGGAAGCAAAAGACCUGGACAUCGCUCCAAAAGAAGAAAAUCAUAGGAAAGAAAAGGAGAAUAACGAGGAGAAUUACGAAGAGGAGGAGGAGGAGGUGGACGACGAAGUCAUGGGACAGAACAAGGGAACCAAUCGGAGGGCGGAAAUGUAAAAACACACAUUGACCAAUCGCUGCACCCUAUCCCCGUCCUAUAUUUGACCUUCCGUUCUUGUAUUCCCAAACAGAGUCAAACCUUCCUCAGGAUAAUGGGAUUGUUUCUGUCUGGAAAUUAAUCAUAUUCCCAACCAUAUGGGCAAGGGAACUGAACUUUUACCCUGGGAAUGGACCGAAUGAGUUCUGAUAGAACUCAGACAAGUUGUUUAAAAUUGUUUCUAUUUCUUUGUCUUGUGUGUCUUUAUGAGUGUUUCACUGAUUCCAUUUUAUCUAGCUGUUGCUUGUUACUGAAGAUAGCUGAAACGAAUGUCAUUUUUUUAAGAGAUGGAGUAUGUGUGGAGCUAAUAUAGAUAUUCCCAUUCGGGCCUUUUAUACAUUUGUAUUUAGAAAGUUUGUUCGUAAAUUCACUAAGUCUUUAGUUCUUUGUGAUUCAUGUUUUGACCAGCAUUCCAAUGGAUUAACGAUUGUUCUGUUAUUUAUUGAUUGUGACAAUUUUGACAAUCAUGAAAUGUGUAACAUUUCAGAAUUGAGUUUGUAAGUUGAGUUUUGGCUUGUGCUGAGACAUCAACUGGUCGGUGAUUACUGGGCCGGACGUCACUGAGAAAGCCAAUCAAACAGAGAGUUCAACCCAAGACACAUUUGCUGUGAUGGGUCCCCACUUAAACGUGCCUUUAUGACGUUGGAAACAACCCAAAUGAGUUGUUUCCAUGUAUUUGUCCUUAUGUUUCAUGUUGUAUUCGUCCAAUUUAAUUCAAGAAGAGACCAGUUUAUACCAGCACACAUUGAAGCAAUUUCAUAUUAUCUUAUCACUACAUCAUCGUCAUUUUGUAUGGAGGGAUAUUUGGUUCUCAAAAUUAAAUCAUAAACUGUUUCACUACAAAAUGUGUCUACUGUGCAAAGUGUAGUAAAGCAAGUACUUAGCAAUUUGUAUAUCAGUUUUUCACUUGUUUAAUAAGAAAAAAGUGUUUGUAUUAAAAACGUACCUCAUAAAAGUGGUAUGAGCUUUAAAUAAAUGUGGAAAACGGUA